CCUAGGACAAAAAAAGGAACCAAGAGGGGAGAAAAAUGACACAGCACCAACAAGUCAAAACCAAAGAAAGGUGCUGAUUCACAAAGGUGAUAAAUGAUUAAUAAAUAGUUUAUUCAAUUUUGCCUGGCAUGUUUCCAACGUGGGAUGCUCUUCUUUAGAGGCAACUGAAGUAAUUGUCAUUAAUCAACGUAUCUUCUGCUUACUUAUUUAUUCUCAUAUUUCUCUGGGGAUAAUACCCAAGGUUGCAGGCAGGAGUCUCUCCCAGCCCUAUCUUGGAGACGCUGCCAGGGAGGGAAUUUGGAACCUUCUGCAGACACGCAUGCAGGUGUUCUUCCCAGAACGGCCCCAUCCCCUGAGGAGGAUAUCUUACAGUGCUCAUCAUGUAGUCUCCCAUUCAAAUGCAAACUAGGGCAGACACUGUUUAGCAGAUGCAGAAGCAAAAAGACCAGUCCUUGUCUGCCAAAGGUGCUCUGAACUUCUGUGUGCUUGGGGAGGUGGGAGUCCAUGCUGUAGGGCCCUACAUCUAAAUCCCCAGGUCCUCCUCCUCCUCCUCCUCCUCUUCUUCUUCUUGUUCCUCCCUGACAGCUCAUGGUUUCCUGGCUGCAGUCCUCCGAGGACGACCAGCGGGAGAGGGCCAUCUGGAGCAGCGCUUCCCUGCUCAACUUUGUCGCCACCAAGCUGAAACUGGAGAAAAUGUCCAAAUUCUCCCGGCUGGGCCAUCUGGUGGCAGUCCUGGGGAUAUGCUGCGGGGACCCCGUCAAGUCCAUCAGCUCCAAGGCUGCCAAGAGCGUCCACCUCCUCCUUGCCAUCGUCCUGGGCCAAAAGAUUGCGAGACUGGAUGAGAAGAGUGUCCAUACUGAAGCCAUCAAGCGGAAGCACAAAGAGUUCUUGGAAUCUUGGAACCCUUUAGUGUUCCUCAAAAACCCCUCCAGAGUCGCAGAGGUCUUUGGCGUCUACUUCAGCCCAAGAGAGAAGACGGACUUCAUCCUGACCGCUUUGGACGGCCUGACAGAGCAGUGCACGCCCACCUGCUGCACCACCACGGAGGGGCUUCUUGCCAGCAUAGCAAGGAACUGUGGCACUGAGAUGGAGAAGGUGUCGGACAUUGUGGACGGGAUCUGCAGCCGCCUGGAGCUGAUCCAGCGGCCCAGCGCCAGGCGACUGGUGAUGAAGCUGGUGGGCUUGCUGGCAGGCAGGUCUGAGCACUUGGAUGUUGUGAUCUCAAGUCUCCUGGAGCAUUCCUUCCCACCAGACAGCAAUUCGUCUCAGCUUUGGCGGUACCUUUCUACUGAGGACGUGGUGGAAGAGCAGCUGAUGGAGAACCUGCUGGCCAGACUGCAGAACCACCACGGGGCCGAGCAGCAGACCUCCCCCAUGUCUGUUGCUAUCACGCAGGCUCUGUACGAGGUCAUUUCUGUGCCGGAAUCCAAAGAGGUCAUCCACGGACUCUACCCGGAGCUUCUGAUGGCUCUGCUGAUCGAACUCCAUUUCGCCAACCAGGCCGAAACCCUGCCAGAGAUGAGCUACCUCCGGAAGCAGUGUGGACGGGGAGAAGGCCUGGCCAGCUUUGCUGUGGAGGCCAUCAAGCUGCUCCUCAUCCGCCUCAGCUGCCGCUACGAGGUCACGUUCAUGGAGAAGAUGUGGGGCUGGGCGAUGCUGCAGAGCUCCAAGGAGGUGCUCCAGGGGGUGACCCUGCUCGCCAGAGCCAUGCUGCACUUCGCUUGCCCCGAGACCAUGAGGCUGCUGGACUUCUUGUUCUCUCUCCUCGGCAAAUCGGGCGAGAAGCUGAAGCCGACCACCAUGGCCUUCUUUGUAGAGCUACUCCAUUACCAAGAGAUUGAGCAGCUCCCUGGCGACCAGAUUUUCGAAUGCCUCGAGGAAUGGACCAAGAGCCCAAACCCAGACGUGCGUUCUCUCGGCCUGCGAGGAUUUGGCAUCUUGGCCAUCCACCCAGAUAAGGUGGAGGAGGUCAAGACCCAGAUGCCGACCCUCCUGGGGAGCUUGGAGGAGACGGAGGGCAGAGUGGUCGUCGAGGGCAUCACAGCCAUCCAGAACCUGUUGAAGUUCAUGCAGAGGAACGACAUUGUCAGCCUGGCGGAGAAGCUGCUGCCUCUGUUCAGCAAUCCAGAUCCCAAGGCCCGCAAUUCCGCCAUUGCCCUCUUUGCUGAGUUGCCAAACCUGGUGAAGAAGAAGGAGAAGUACCUCAUUCAGGAGCAGGUGACCCAGAGUCUGGUCCCACUGCUCCUGCACCUGCAAGACGAGGAGCCGGAGGUGGUGAAGGGAUGCCAAGAAACCUUGGCCAGGUGCUUUCGGUUCAUGGGCUGGUCACUUCCCAAGAAGGUCAACAGCAAGAAGGCUUGGCACGACCACCCCCAGAUUGCAGAGAUCCUCUGCCGGCAGAUUUCCUGGAAGGUGAAGAGCGUCCCCGCCAUCUUGCUUCAGUGCCUGGACCAUCUCCAGUGCCCCCAGGUUUCCAUCCGGAGAGCAGCGGCCAUCUUUAUUGGUUGCGUAGCCCAGUGUGCAGAGUCAGCAGCGAUCAACCAAGAAAAAAAGGACUUGAUAUUCUUCUCACUCUCCAAACUGCAGCAAGAUCCCGACCCUUCGGUCCGCCUGACGGCCUUGCAAGCCACACGGAUGGUUCAGGAGGCCUGUGGAAUCCCCCGAGACCAGACCUUUCUGCACAGAUUUGUGAGCCACGAGAAGCAAGAAGCCGACAGAGGACAGUGGGAUGUGCCGGAUCCCUCCCUGACCCACCGAUGGAACCCGGCCUCUCCAGUCUCCCACCGGAUCGUGCCCAGCAAUAUCAAGAGGAGGCUGCCUGGGCCAACCCGCCAGGCCUGAUUCCACCAUCAAGAUGCCCCUGAACUCCCUUUGGUGGAAUGCAGAAGCAGAAGCCCAAGACCCCCCCGGACGCUCCCAGCUCAAUCAAGCAGGUGCUCGUGGCUGCAGCUGAAGAGGACGGGAGCCACAGAUUUCUGGAUGCCUAUGAAGCUCCCCAGCAGAUUGCAAAAGUGCUGAAGAUCUGCUCAGGAAUGGCUCCCUUUGGCCUCUGGGACCCUUUGGCCUCAUGGUGGACGGAGUUGCCUACUUCAGGGCAGACCAGGAAGGAGGCGCCGUGAUAGCCUUCGACGUAAUGAAAGGAUGGGAAACCAACCAUUUUGGUGCAAGUUAAUAUUUGGCUUGCAGAAGAACCCUUGGUAGAAAAAGGCAUGGAAAGUACACGAAAACUGCAACUUCCUACGUUAGGAUAUAAUGUGCAGUGAAACAGCAUUUUAAAUAUUUAUAAACAUUGGAGGACUUCCAAUCA
This is a messenger RNA of Hemicordylus capensis (graceful crag lizard), 3307 nucleotides long. Its product is annotated as maestro heat-like repeat-containing protein family member 7. NCBI's taxonomy places the organism in Eukaryota, Metazoa, Chordata, Lepidosauria, Squamata, Cordylidae. The transcript is spliced from 18 exons. Gene Ontology annotation, cellular component: cytoplasm. Bases 589 to 2841 code for a protein of 750 amino acids. The record is from RefSeq and is a predicted model, not a curated record.